Molecule: messenger RNA, 1759 nt
Organism: Anopheles bellator
Lineage: Eukaryota; Metazoa; Arthropoda; Insecta; Diptera; Culicidae
Gene: NC2alpha
Product: dr1-associated corepressor
Exons: 3
Coding region: 201-1295 (364 amino acids)
Biological process (GO): positive regulation of transcription by RNA polymerase II; transcription by RNA polymerase II; negative regulation of transcription by RNA polymerase II
Cellular component (GO): negative cofactor 2 complex; nucleus
Molecular function (GO): RNA polymerase II general transcription initiation factor activity; protein heterodimerization activity; transcription corepressor activity
Source: RefSeq, a predicted model, not a curated record
CUCAAAGUGUGACAAGUGAUAGCGAUUACAGGUAACGGCGGCACUUCUUUACGGGCAAUCCGCGCCUAUCGAAACGGCAAGUAGAUAGGUUCAAUACGCGCUGCGCCGCUCAGCAAGGCGUAGUAGAUAAGGGAAGCUGCGGGAUUCAUUAAACAAAUCCUCCCAUCCGGCUUUUGUGCGCUUUGUGAACGCCUGGAAGGAUGCCAUCGAAAAAGAAAAAGUACAAUGCCCGCUUUCCGGCGGGACGCAUCAAGAAGAUUAUGCAAACAGACGAGGAAGUAGGAAAGGUGGCACAGGCUGUUCCAGUCAUAAUCUCUCGAACACUGGAACUGUUCGUCGAAUCGCUACUCACGAAAACGCUGAAAAUCACCAACGCGCGCAACGCCAAAACUCUGUCACCGUCGCACAUGAAGCAGUGCAUCACGUCCGAGAGUCGGUUCGACUUUCUACGAGAUUUAGUGAAAAAUAUCCCGGACAUUGGCACCAAUGAGGAACUCUCUGGUUCGGAGGCCGGAUACGGCAACGAGGGUACCUCACCGGCAUCGACGUCAACAUCCUCAUCGAACGGUGGCGGCCUGGGAGGAACGUUACCGUACGAGGUGCCGGCACAGGUUGCCGGCUCAUUUCAACGGUCGGAAUCAUACUCACCGGGAACGACAACAGGUUCCACGUUUGCGCAGCAUACAAACACUACGAUGAAACGGGGCUUUCCGGGCCAGGGUGGUAGUUUAAACUUUUACAAAGAAAUACCACUGGAAGAAAGUACCGACAGUCCGCCGCCCCCGAAGCUUAGCCGGCUCAAUUCGGCACCCGCCAGUUCGACCGUACCCGCGAUACCGUUCAAAAUAGACAUACUUCCCAGCAUAGCUUCACCGACCGUCUCCGCGGUGGAUCCUGUCAUCAAGCUGGACUACUCCAACCUGAAGCUACCGACGGUGGCGACGGGCUCAGUUACCGCGGCAACCACAAACCCCACCAAAGCGGCUGCUCAGCCUACGGUUAAAAUCGAUCUCAGCCGGCUGGUGACGGUAACGGCUCCCGCAAAGCACGUGCCUUCUACGAUCGUGACACGAACGACGGAGAGACAGCAGCACCACCCUACAAAUUUAAGCGCCGUUUGCGUUUCCCCGGGAAGUGCCGUCGGUUCGUCCACCACGAGCAGCUUUAGUACCUCAGCACAAUCCACACCCACGACGCCGGUCCUUCCAAGCCCGAGCCCGACGACGGCACCACCAAUCUUUUCCGCGCUCUCGUCCACGAUCCCCGGCAUGGACGAGGAUUAUGACGACAUCUAAAGUGUCACCGGACGUUCAUCAUUACAAGGUUAUGUUGGUUCAUUUGCGCAUUUAUUUCUGGGUGUGUGAGAGAUUCUUUUUCAUUGCAUUAUCCCAACAACUAUUUCGUUUUUUUUAUCAUAAAUUUCCUAAUGCAGAUAACACAGAAAACAUCUCUCGACACACAAAGAAAAACAUGGCCACCGAGUUCCAAACCACACACACAAUUUCGGUGGCCGCGUCCGAGAGUAAUGGUUACGAGUUCUGUAAAUAGUUUUACGUUGUCAGCAACUGACAAACGGUUCUUCGCCCAGAUGGCUACAAACUGUAUCCCCAGUUGUGCCUAUUAGCAUGCGUAAAUCUUUAAACGGACGCGCGUGACCGCGGAGCCGUUCUGAGAGCUACACCGGCUAACUUGGAUUGUGAAAAACUUUCUGCGACGAGUACCAUGUGCGUUUUUCAACAAUGCUUUUUGUGAUUGUAUG